UAAUUAAUAAAUGUGUGAAGUGAUCGCAUUGUUCAGUAAUUAAAUAAUUGUUAUACAUCAAUAUUAAAGUGUAGUGUUAUCAAAAAAUGAUUUGAUUGGAAGUUUUAAAAAUAAAAAUAUACAGAGUCUUAUGAUGGAUGCUGUUCCAAGUAUUCGACCACUUGGAUUAAUUUGUGGUGUAUUAAGUAUAGUACAAUCGAUUAUAUGGAUCGCUUUAUCAACAAUCUUAUUAUUAAUUUCAUACUGUGUGAUACCAAUUCAUUUAAAUGAUGAUUCAAAACCGUUUCAAGUAUCAAAUCCAUAUUUAUAUUUUUUAUUUACGAGAUACUUAAGAGACGAAGAUUGUGAUGAUACAGUAUUAACAUUACCAAAUCAACCGGAAAUUACGUACUUAGUCCAACCGAACAUAUUUAGAAUAUGGCUAUGGUUUUAUUUUGGUUUAAGUAUAGCAUGGUUUAUACUAUCAUGUUUCCUUAUAAAAAUUACAGCAAGAAAACAAUUACCAUGUUUGAAUUCAGUCGUUUUUAUUUGGUUCAUAACCGUCAUUGAGAUAUGUGGUAUGGAUUGUGCUUUAUCAAUUGUGUUUGGAAUGGAUAUCGCCAAUUUGCAAAGUAACUAUGCCGGAGACUUUAAAUUUGACGCCAUAGUUGCAGGUGUAACAAUGUUUUGUAUAUUUUCAAGAGGUGUUUUUAUAUGGGUUAUCAAUUUGAGUUUAGCAAUUGGAUUAUUUUACUCAACAUUAACAAUGCCACAUGCGAAAAAAAAUCACACGUUAAUGGAUACAUCCGAUGACGAUCAUACAAGUUAUUCGAGUAAAUUUGGGACAACUUCAUUUCGAAAUCAUCCCAGUCAAUGGCAGCCACCAAUAGAUGCAUUCACAUAUUCAAACAACACUUUAAAACCACCAGAUACACCAAUAAACCGUAUGCGGGUCGAAAUGCACGCAUCACAUCCUGGAUGGACAUUACGGCGGGAUAAUUCUACGUCCAAUCAUAAAAACGUAAAUGGUAUUGAUAAUAAUUCAUCAUUAUCAUUUAAUAAUAACUCAUAUAGACCAGAUUCGGACAUACAUAUUCCUUCACGUAAUUCAGAUGUAAAUAUUCCAUCGCCAGAUUAUUCACCGGUCCUGCAACGUGUUCCAUCAUUCAAUAUGACACGUCGAAAUUCCACCCAACAGAGAUAUGUUGGAUUUGAAAGGAAUAUCAACAAUCCCAAUAUGCCUUUUUAUUAAUCAACACACUUAAUUGUUUUGUAAGUGAAACUUUAAUAUCAAGUUGAGGCAUUAUUAUUUAAAUUACAAAACAUUCACUUACUUGAGAUAAAGUUUAAAUCCAGAUACUUUGAGAUUACAAUUAUUUACGAAUUUUACAUUAAAAUUAUGGGACUUUAAUGGUAAGAAAGACUCUAUCUAGC
Chrysoperla carnea is the source of this 1413-nucleotide messenger RNA. RefSeq lists its product as uncharacterized. The transcript is spliced from 7 exons. NCBI's taxonomy places the organism in Eukaryota, Metazoa, Arthropoda, Insecta, Neuroptera, Chrysopidae. Bases 131 to 1231 code for a protein of 366 amino acids. The record is from RefSeq and is a predicted model, not a curated record.